Messenger RNA from Arachis stenosperma, 1425 nucleotides. RefSeq lists its product as uncharacterized. The coding region runs from base 1 to 1425 and encodes 474 amino acids. Lineage: Eukaryota; Viridiplantae; Streptophyta; Magnoliopsida; Fabales; Fabaceae. The transcript has 2 exons. The record is from RefSeq and is a predicted model, not a curated record.
AUGGCUGACGUACCGCCUCCUUCAUUGUCCGAACUCAUGCGAAUGGUAGCUGAGCUGCAACAAGCUAAUCAACGAAUGGCUGACGAGAACCAAAUAAUGGCUGCUCAAAUUGCCGAACUAAAUCACGUUCGGAUUGAACACAACGAUGCUCGUCAGGUAGAGGACGAGGAGCAUCAAUCCCAACCAACUCAUGUUUCAGAAACCGCUCGGCACGAAGGGCAGCAACCCGAAGACGAAAAAGAAGAGUCCGAGGAUUCUGUAGGCCCUUUUACGGAAGAAGUAAUGAACUUUGAAUUACCAAAGAGGUUCACCUUGCCGUUGACCCUCACGCCUUAUGAUGGACUCGGGGACCCGAGGAAGUUCAUAAAGAAAUUCCGAUCAAUAAUGAUCGUCAACGGUUCCAUUUCGCGCUUCCAUCAGUUGGCGAAGUUAUUUGAAGAACAUUUCGCCGGAUCCGCAAUAUAUUUGCACGACUCCGAUUACCUGAACACUAUCAAGCAAGGGCCAAACGAAAGCUUAAAGGACUAUAUGACUCGCUUCACCAAGGUCGCAAUCAGCAUACCAGAUCUCCACCCCGAAGUCCAUCUGCACGCAAUUAAAAGCGGCCUCCGACCCGGGAAGUUCCAGGAGACGAUCGCAGUAGCAAAGCCGAAGACUCUCGCAGAAUUUCGCGAGAAAGCAAAGGGACAAAUUGACAUCGAAGAGCUCAGACAAGCUCGGAAAUCUGACAAGUCGCACUUCCGUGAAGAAGAUAAGAGCUCAUCCCUUAAGAAAAGUUUUAAACUAACGCCUCGAUUCGAUUCUUAUACGCAGUUUAACACCAAGAGGGAAGACAUAAUCAAGGAGAUCUUAAACUCCAAAUUAAUAAAGCCACCGAGAAAAGCCGGCACAUACCAAGAUGCAAAGAACGUGGACAAAUCAAAGUACUGCGCUUUCCACCAGAAACACGGCCAUAAUACCGACGAUUGUGUGGUCGCCAAAGAUCUUUUAGAACGACUAGCAAGACAAGGGCACCUUGACAAAUACAUUGGUGGUCAUAUCCAAAAGCGCGGCCCAAGUUCCACAACACACGACCACUCUGAACAACACCGGGGAAAGGAGAAGGCAUCUUCAAACCAAUAUGAAAGACCACGAGGUAUAAUAAAUUGUAUUUCAGGAGGAUACGCAAGUGGAGGAUACUCAAACUCAGCAAGAAAAAGAUCGUUUAGAGCAGUAUGCUCGGUAGACGAACCAAAACAAGAUGCAACAAUCUCUAAUCCACAGCCAGAAGUCACUUUCACACACGCCGACUUCAACUCCAACAUACACAUCUUGGACGACCCUGUGGUAAUCACCCUUCAGCUAGGGGAUCUGUUAGUGAAAAAGUACUCUUGGAUCCCGGGAGCAGUGCCGACGUUCUGUUUUACUCCACGUUUCAAAAGAUGA